This is a messenger RNA of Phyllostomus discolor (pale spear-nosed bat), 2368 nucleotides long. RefSeq names its product LysM domain containing 4 (gene LYSMD4). The transcript has 2 exons. The record is from RefSeq and is a predicted model, not a curated record. The coding region runs from base 703 to 1656 and encodes 317 amino acids. NCBI's taxonomy places the organism in Eukaryota, Metazoa, Chordata, Mammalia, Chiroptera, Phyllostomidae.
GAGUGGGAGGGUGUCGCGCUGGGGCCACGUGCUAUCCCCGAACGGGCCGCCCCUCUGCGGCUCCCAAGGUCCCGGAGACAACUGAGGCUGUCAUUCUCCGUGUUUGAGAUUUCAUUUCUGCCCGCCUCGGAGCGGUUUGCAGAGGGGAAAGCGGGUAUUGUGGCUUUCGCACUUGGCUGGCAGUGAAAAUAAAAACCAGACGUGGGGUGAAACGAAGGCAGAGGGACUUGUGAGAAAACCGGACGAAUUUCUGAGGUUGGCAGGAAUUUUCUCCUCACUUGCCUUCCGUAGUGUAUAACGUAAAAUGUUUCAGAAUCAGAGUGCUGAAUUCUUAGUUCUUCUAAGCAAAUGGCUUUAAUGAUGGUACCUUGAAAUGUGUGAAGUGGGACGAGAAUUUUUCGUACCACGGUUCUGAGUUAAGAUUCCCAGCCACUUCUUUACUGCUCGGCGACCACAGAGGUAAGUUUUUUUGUUCCUUUUGUGGUUUCAAGGAGUCACAGGUGUGGAUGACGACUAAGGGAAGAUAGAGAGGUUCUUGUAUUUUCUGUGCAAAAUAUGCAAAUAGGGAAAAAAUGGUGUUUUUGCUUGCUUAUCUCUCAUGCUGCAUUUCAGCGUAAGCACAUUGUUUUGUACUGCUGGUAUUUUUUGAGUAUUUACCAUGGUUCGGGAAAGGAGUCAUCUCUGACAAGGCGCUUAUCUUGAAUGUGGUCAGAGGAAUACAAUGCCUUGUGUGGAAUUAACCAUGGGGUCUGGUUUUCAGUUAAGAAAAUGAGGCAGAAGGGAGCGUUAACCAAGACCUUCCAAGGCCCGGCCAUGGUCUGUGGGACUCGGAGCAGCCAAGUUUACGUGUUUGAGAAUGGUGAUGGGGACCCUGGGGACUCCUCGGAGGAAGAGUCCCACCGUGUGGCUCUGCGGCCGAGGGCCAAGGAGCGCCAGAAGAAGGGUGCCCACCACCCUCCCCACCCAGGAGCAGGGGACGUCGUAUUGCUGCAGCGGGAGCUGGUCCAGGAGGACAGCCUCAACAAGCUCGCUCUCCAGUACGGCUGCAAAGUUGCAGAUAUCAAGAAAGCCAACAACUUCAUCCGGGAACAAGACUUGUAUGCUUUGAAAUCUAUUAAAAUUCCAGUGAAAAACCAUGGGAUCCUAACAGAGACCCACAAAGAACUCAGACCCCUCCUCGGCCCGUCCUCCGAGACCAGGGUGACCUUCGAGGAGCAGCCGGACCAGGACGGGGCGGCCGCCAGCACCGCCGCCAGCCCGCUGACGGAUUUCUUCAAGGGCAUCGACCAGAACAUCGAGCACGCGGUGCGGUCGGAAAUCUUUGGGAGGGACGGUUACUGCGUGGAGCCCCCCGAUCAGCUGCUGCCCCCGGCCCCCGCGAAGACGCCGGCGGACGGGGCGGACUGUGGGAUUCAGUGGUGGAAUGCUGUCUGUAUCAUGCUUCUCGUGGGCGUCGUCUUACCUGUGUUCUAUCUGGUCUACUUUAAAAUACAAGCCACAGGGGAGAGUCCUGGGAGCUGGAACGCAACCGCUGUCCCCAACGGCUCGGUGGCGGUGAGUGCGGUUCCGGGGCACGCCCCCAAAGCGGCGAUCCCAGUGGCAGCCACCCCCUCUCUGGACGGCCCCCUCAGACCCGCCGCCUGGGUGGGGAACUAGCUGCGGCUGCUGCGGCUACAGGCUCGGGUAGCGACGGGCCCCUGACCCGCAUCCGCUGGCACGGCCGCCCCCUGGGGUGCUGCGCUGACUGCCCUGUGGGAUCCGACCCAUUCCGGAAGCCACCAGCGUGCCCUCACUGAACACCCUCGUCGAGUGCGCGUGCCCGUCCUCGCCGAAUGCACGGCGGUGGAGCCGAACCACCCACGCCCUCGGCCGCGCGCGCACCCUGGAAGGCGCAGCAGGAGAAGCACUGACGCGUGUUUGUGGGGGGCUGAGUGUCUUCACGGCAGCGCUGUGCGGCCCCAGAUGGACGUGCUGGGGAGGAGAGCGCUGGCCUCCGCCGGCGCACCUGCGGGGUGGGAGCCCGGGGCUGGGCUCUGGGCGCCGGGCUGUCGGCAGUGGUCCCCGCCCGCCUGCCGCGGAGGGUGACCGGCUCUGACCGGCCUGAAGGGGCCCCUGUCUGCCCGGCAGACGGCGCAGUCCAGUCGUGAAUGCCGCCCUGCCUCGUGUCUGCCUCACCCGUCCGCCUUUGUGAGGCAACGCCACUUCUAAAAUAAUAAAAAACGCCCUAAACCCUGGUUGCCACAGGGUUCCAUUUGUCACCACUGACUUCACCGCGUGGGGCCCAGGGUCCUGUGGGAACAUGACUUUUGCCCGGCAAAGAAUGAAUGCUGGAUCCUCCAAACGGAAUAAAAUAAUUUCUUCUGUGAAG